Messenger RNA from Cooperia oncophora, 792 nucleotides. The record is from the annotation of a GenBank genome assembly. Lineage: Eukaryota; Metazoa; Nematoda; Chromadorea; Rhabditida; Trichostrongylidae.
AUGGAAAUUUUUAGGAGCUCGCCAUCAUUUUCACUGAUUUUGGCCUGCAAGGCUGCAAUCGGAACUGAUUUCAGAUUGUCGUUUGACCAUCUGGACCCAUGCAGAAAGAACCUGUCUUUAGACCACGAUAUGGAGCCUCGGCUAUGGUCUCCUAAUGUCUGCGUCGUCAACUCGAAGCUGACAAAGAGACUGUCACGAUCUCAGACAUACACCGCUGGCCUUUGGCACCGUCUUGGUGUGACGAUUGAUUUUGAAAGACUCUACGGCUUCUACAUUCUGCAGAUGUACCUGCCAACAUAUGUCUCGGUGUUCAUUUCAUGGAUUGCGUUCUGGAUGGACACUCGCGCAUUACCCGCCAGAAUCACUUUGUCGGUUUCGUCGCUAAUGGCCCUAACCUUCCAGUUCGGAAACAUCGUCAGGUCUCUACCUAAGGCUUCAUACGUGAAAGCAAUCGAUGUCUUCUUUUCGUUAAUUGAGUUGGCGAUAGUCGCUUACAAUGACAAAAUUGAUGACCAGCGGUUGAGAGGUGCUGCUGGAUUGUCCAUAUCCUCGGCAAAUGGCAACUCUUCAGCAAUACGAAGGCAAUCAUCACAACAAACUAUUAUAAAGAGACUCCAUUUCAGGAGCAUUGCUGAAAUCAGCCUGCGACGGACAAAAGGCAGCGAACUAGGAGCUGCGAUAGACAAAGCGGCUAGCAUAGCUUUUCCCAUCGUAGGCAUUUGGUAUGUUCAACAUGGCCUAUUGGAUAUACUACAUGUCAAUGAGUUCUCGAAGGAACAGUGUGUCAAAUGA